GUUUGCUGAGCAUUAUGGUCACGAUGGUCCUCAUGAUCCGUUGAUUUUUUUGUACUUUCGUCAAGAGAUCAAGAAAGUUAAAUGUUAUUGUAUUAGUUAAGAAAAGUGACCUCAUUAAAAUGACAACAGGAACGUUUUACGUGGGUUCUCGGCUGUUGGAGCCCCUUUGUGCAGUUAUACCCUUGCCAAUCGAUCAGCUGAAUUUUCUUGUUUGUCAACUGUUCUCAAUGUGGUUUGGACAUAUAUUUCGAACAAAGAUGUCACCCAAAACUAUUCCGUCAUACUAUCGACAUAUUACAGAAAUUGUUGUGGGACUUGGACUGUCCUACUUCUGUUUUGGAUAUCAAAUGUUACACAUGUUUGCACAGAGUACAAUGUGUUAUGCCUUGAUGAAGUAUGGACCACAGUCCAGCAGACAUCUAAUGGUGUUUGUGGUGGGUCUGGGAUAUGUUUGUGUGUGUCAUAUAUAUAGACAGUACUAUGACUAUGGUGGAUAUACAAUGGAUGUAACAAGCCCAUUAAUGAUAAUAGCAGAAAAAGUCUCCAGUUUAGCCUGGGCCUUGCAUGAUGGGAGUGUUCCUGAAGAAACAUUAAGUAGCGAUCAAAAGGCAGAGAAAAUCAAAGAAUUACCUCAGCCUGUGACAUUCUACAGUUAUAUAUUUUGUUUUCAUGGAUUUAUGAUAGGACCUCUUGUCUUCUUCUCUGAGUAUCGAGACUUUAUAGAUGGAACAAAUUAUGAUAAGCCAAAUCCAUCCAAAGUUUCAAAUGGAACAAAAGAUGAUGUUGAGUCUCCAUCUCCAAAGGAUGCUGUGAUUAAGAAGUGUAUACAAGCUGCUAUUUUCAGUGUUCUAAUGGUUGUGACGCCAAAGAUUGUACCUUAUGACUACAUGUUUACUGAUGAAUAUCUAUAUGAGUCUACAUUUAUAUAUCGUAUGCUUUAUAUGUUAGUAUCUGUGACUAUGAUUAGAAGUAAAUACUACACAGCUUUCUUAUUAAGUGAAGCAGUAAAUAAUGUUGCAGGGUUAGGAUUUAAUGGUUAUGACAGUAAUGGUGAACUAAAAUGGGAUUUACUAAAUAAUGUUAAUAUAUGGACAUUAGAGACUUGCACUAGUAUGAAAGUGAAUAUAGAUAGUUGGAAUAUAAGAACAGCCUUAUGGUUACGUCGCUGUGUCUAUGAUAGAGUACCUAGGAAGUAUGGCGUAUGGCCUGUAUUUCUAGUUACUUCUCUGUGGCAUGGUUUUUAUCCAGGAUAUUACAUCACAUUUUUGUCUGCAGCAUUUGUCAUAACAGCAGGGAGACUAAUCAGAAGAAAUAUACGACCAAAAUUUCAAACAGAUGAGACAUUAAAACAGAUUUAUGAAGUGAUAACAUUCAUAGGAACCAGAUUUGCUAAUGUUUAUCUAUGUGCUCCACACUGUUUAUUAGAGUUUAUGCCAAAUCUUAGAUUAUACUGGUCACAAUACUUCAUUGUCCAUGUAGUAAGUGCAGCACCGGUUGUAUAUUAUACAUAUAUAAACCCACCAAAGAAGGACAAAGUAGAAAAAUCCCAAUAACAGAAAGAUGUCUGAAAUUAAUGUGAAUGUAUUAUGCUACAAAUUUUAACCAUGCUGAACAAUGUAUAGAGUUGAUAGUGUUGAUUAAAAAUCUGCUGUUAUUUUAAGUGCAAGUUUACAUUAAAUCUAUUGAUUCAUUGUUUUGAAAUAGCAAAAGUGUGUGCAUGUCUUCUAUAAGAUUUGUAAAGGUUGUCAUGAAAUUAACCAUUUUUAAAGGGUUUAAACUAAAGUUAAAUCUGCUAUUUUAUAAGUGCAUGUUUACAUUAAAUAGUAGUUGGUUCACUGUUUCAACCUACCAAAUUGUGAGCAUAUCUUCUUUAAGAUUUGUAAAGGUUGUUAUGAAAGUUAAAAGUGUGAUAUAUACAUGUACUAAUAUAAAUUGUGUUGUUUUCUACAAACAAUAUGUUAAGAGUAUUGAUUUAAAACUGGAACACAAAGAACAUUGACUAGAAAGUUUUAAGUUUUUAAAAUCCAAGGAAAAAGUAUGUGCACUAAAUAUUUAUACCAAAUGAAAUAUGAUUUUGAUUGUAAACUUGUAAUUCUUUGUUUUACCAGUCUACACUGUGAUAUAUUUUAAGUGUGUGAUAUAUUUCUUUGCCUGUGAAUGUUGAUACGGAAUGUAUUUUAUGUAUGUUAAUAGAAAUACACAACAAAAUUAUAACCAAUUACUAAAUAGUACUUAAAAAAAAAUCAGGUGUGUCAUCUUUCAUUAUUUUAUCAUGUUUAUAUAGAUAUCAAGUAAGUAUGGAAAAAUAAUUCAAUUUUUUUAAUAAUACAAUAUCUAAUAUAAUAUUUAAGUCAGGUGAGUUCUCUCUAUUUAAGCAAUUACAGGUCACUUUUCGGUAUUUCUGCACUUUUUGACAAGACAAGUAUGUAAUUAGAAAACAGCCUAGUCUAGAAAAAUUUUUAGACAUCACAAAACUUAUCUUGGAUUUGUUAUCAGUAAUUGUUAUUAAUCGAUCUAAGCAAAUCAUGUACAAUUUUAAUAGUAUGCCCCUGGUGCUAGGAGGAGGGGGUAUUAAGGUUUACAGUUGUAUGUCUGUUUUUACAUCCCAAAUUGAUUUCCUUUACUUGACUUCCUUUACCAAAUGUUAUGAAAUUUAUACACAAUGUUGAAAACCACCAAGAUCUAUUUUGAAUUUGGGUGCCGUCUCUUUCACGGUUCUUAAGUUAUGUCCCUUUAUAAAUGAAAAAAAAUGAUUGAAUUUGCGGUAUAUUUACAAGUGGGGCAUCUGUGUCCCAUGGACACAUUCUUUGUUUAUUUAUUCUGUGCUCAACUUUUUUUAUGAAGAUCAAGAGGCCUUUCAAACAUACAAAUGAUAAUGCAAAAAAAAUUCAAUGUCUUUUUUUAAUUGAUACAUCAUGAAAGAAAUAUAUUGCUUAGGGCAGUAUGUUAACCUAUAGGGGCUUAAAUCCACAUCAUUUGGUUUUCGGUAGAUAGUUGUCUCAUUAUCUCCUUAUUUUAUAUUGCUUUAAUUACUGAAAAUUAUACAAGUAUACAAACUGUGUCAGUUAUCAUAAUACACUACCAACAGUUUAGAUAAAAAAUUUUACCCAUAUUUCUUUAAAAUUUAUAUUUCUGAUAUUGUAAUAUCUUUUAUGUGCAAUCAGUAUUUUAUCUUGAUAUUAUAGCAUGUUUUAGCAUUUGAAAGCUACAUCAUUAUUCCAGAAUAUAGGUGUAGUCUUCUUGAGUUUUAGCUAGUGAAAAACAAGUUUUAAACAAUUAUGAGAUUCACAGAUAUUUGGAAUUUUAUUUUUUGUUAUUUAUGCCAAAAUCUGGAAUUUAUAUCUUUUGCCAGACUUUGUCAGGAGAUCACAUAAAAGGAUUUAACUGAUCAAUAUAACCCAAUAUUUUCCUAAUAGCAUUAUAAAUAUUCAAGUGCAAUAAAAAAGGUAAUGAACUUUCAUAAAUAGAAAAUGAAAUAUUAAACAUGUCUGGUAAGCAAAGACUUUUUAGAGUAACAAGUAAAAAGAUAGUUACAGAAAAUAUCCAGUACUCAUAAUUAACAAAAUUUAGCAAUGUAAAACAUUUGAAGAAACCCAUCUGGACCUUUGCAAUAAAAGAAUGAGAGAAUGGUUAAUGUUUUAUUCUUAUCUUAGAUGUUUAUAAAAAUGGUAGAGAUCUAAGGUGCUCCAGAAAGGUAAUAUGUUUCUAAAGUUUAAGCAAAAAUUGGAUUCUCUCAUCUAAACCACUUUGUGCUCUCAGUUAUGUCUUGUUCUAUAUUGUCUGCACUUGUUAAUGUAACUGUAUUUUGAUAUUACCUCAACAUGUUCACUUUGUAUCAUUAUAUAAUUCUUGUAUGAUUUGCAUAUUAGGGAAUACGUUUAUAUGAUUAGUCGAGAGGGUUUCCGGUAGUAGCUCUUGAAGAUAUAUAUAUUUCGAUAGACGACAUUGACGGAACUACUAUUUGUAACCAAUGUAAAUGAGAUGGCGGCAAUAAAUAACACAAACCAGCUCGACGUUAAAAUUUAUUUUUUUCACUUCAAAUAGCAAAUUUUAUUGAGUUCAUGGUUUUGUUUUAACCAAAGAAUAUAUUCAUGUACCAGGCGAAUUCAAUGAAACAAAUAUACAAUUUACAUGUGAUAGAGUUUCCUUAUCUCCAAUUUUAAAGAAUUAUAAGGAUUAAACACAUUUUUGAAGGAAUUUAUUGGUGUAUAAACUGGACCAAGUCACUCACAAACAUAUCAUAAAAAUCCUUCAGAAUUUUGUUUGUGAGUGAAUUGGUCCAGUUUUUACACCAAUAUAUUCCUUUAAAAAGGCGUUAAUCCUAUAAUAAUGUUUUUGUCCUGCUGGUAUAUCAUUGCUUCUAAAGUUAGUACAAUGGUUCUUCAGAAUGAAGCAUAUAUAUAUUAAAAAUUUUUGAAAUAAAUUCAGUAAAGACACAUUCCAGUUACAGCGCUUUCUGCCAUAUUUGGCUCAGACAGAAAUUGAUUGAAUAAAUGUUGUCUGUAACAACAAUUAUUCUAAGUGACUUUAACAUCAUAGAAAUGUCCAGAAGUGUAAUAUUAAGGAAUAUACCUAACGAAACAAAUUACUUUUCUGUUAAGUUUCAGAUAAAGUAAUUUGAUAAAAUGAUUUCUUUGGCUCUCUGUAUAAUUGAAUUGUCCUUCCAAAUUUUUGUUUUUGUAUUUUCACACGGUUAAUCAGUCUCUCGGUUUCUCUGACUUAGAAUUCAUUAUAGAUUAGACAUAUUGCACAGUAAAUGAGAUUCAGCAAUUUGCAAUUCAUGCUUGAAUUCAGUUUAAGAAUUUUCCCUGAUAUUUGGCAAAUAUUGUCACCUUCCUCAAUAUUAUCACACGUUUGGCUCCAGAGUUUGUGGCCUGUUAUGAAUUUUUCAAGUUGUAGUUAUGCCUGUAAAUUGAAUAACAACAUGGCCUGGUAAGUGCUCAAAUUGAAUUUGAUUUUGAAUUGGAAUAAAAAAUUAUUUAUGAAUAAUAAUUCAGGUGAAUUUGAAAAUACUGGUCUUCAAUUUUGUUAGAGGUAUUCCGGUUAAACUAGUUUGAAAGUUUGUGACAGCAGGAGAUUUGGAAAGCAGUUCUUAUACAUACACACACACAUAGUUUUAUGUACAAUACAUUUCUGAUAAACUUUAUAUGCCCCCGCCAUAGCAGUGGGGGCAUUAAGUGUUACCCUUGUCCGUCUGUACGUCCGUUCGUACGUCCAAAAAAUUGGUUUCCGUUUUCUAACUUGAGUUUACCUCAACCAAUAUUAUGAAACUUAUACACAAUGCUUAUUACCACAAAACACAGAUCAAGUUUGAAUUUUGGUAGUGUCACUUUAACCGUUCUAGAGUGAUGCCCCUUUAUAAAUGGAAAAAUUGCAAAAUUUUUAGUUUCCGUUCUCUAACUUAAGUUUGCCUCAACCAAAUGUUACAAAACUUAUACACAAUGCUUAUAACCACAAAAUUUUGGUGGCGUCACUUUAACAGUUCUAGAGUUAUGUCUCUUUAUAAAUGGAAAAAUUGCAAAAAAAAUUAUUGUCUUCUCAAUAUCAAGUAAUUUUUAAAAUUGGAGUUAUCUUCCUUUGUCCAUGAUUAUAGUCUUAUCAACUACAAUCAAUGCUUUAUACAAUGCAAUGUUUAAUUUUGACUUCCACUGAUAAAACACAGAUCAAGUUGAAUUUGGGUAGUGUCACUUUAACCAUUAUUGAGUUAUGCCCCUUUAUAAAUAGAAAGAUUGCAAAAUUUUUAGUUUCUAUUCUGUAACUUAAGUUUGCCCAAACCAAACAUUAUGAAACCUAUACACAAUAUUUAUUACCACAAAACUAAGAUCAAGUACAAUUUUUUUGUUUCCUUUUUCUAACUUUAGUUUGCCUAAACCAAAUGUUAUGAAACUUAUACACAAUGCUUAUUACUACAUAAUGCAGAUUAAGUACGGUAUGAAAUUUGGUGGCGACACUUUUACCAUUCUUGAGUUAUGUCCAUUUAUAAACAUAAAAAUUGCUGAAUUUUUCGUUUCCGUUCUCUAACUUAAGUUUGUCUCAACCAAAUGUUAUAAAACUUAUACACAACCGUUCUAGAGUUAUGCGUGUUUACAAAUAGAAAAAUUGCUGAAUUUUUAGUUUCUGUUCUCUACUUAAGUUAGCCUCAACCAAAUGUUAUGAGACUUUCACACAAUGCUUAUUACCACAAAACUCAGAUCAAGUUCAAAUUUGGGUAGCGUCACUUUUACCGUUCUUCAGUUAUGUCCCUUUAUAAUUAUAUGAUAUGCAAGCGGGGGCAUCAUCUGUGUCCACAUGUGGACACUAUCCACAUUUAUUUUUUUAAACCUGUGGUUUUGGUUAAUAUGUUCAACAGGCAAAAAAAAGUUGUGAAAAUAAUAGGACAAUUAUGUGUUUAGAUUAUAUUUAUUUUCAUUUUUUUUUUAAGUUUACCUGGUAUUGUAUUUGUAAACAUGAACUAGAUUGACAAGUUAUAAUAAUCCCUUCAAGAUUGACUCCACCGAAGAAAAAAAAAUCCCAUUUGAAAAUAAACAGAUAUCUGUAUGUGAUAAAAUGAUUUUUUUGUUUUGCUGUUCCAGGUGGGAAAGUCUUAUUUAAUUGGUUAAUUAAAUAUCGUGUAUCUUGUACAUACAUUUUAUUUUUCAAUAUUGUCAAAAGUAAAAAAAUGUAACUCUUGUUUGUUAUAAUUUCAGCUUUUGAUGAAAAAUAUAAUCAUAUUAUUUUGCUAUUCUUUGAAUAUUUUCAUUUGUUAGAAUAUAAAACGAGAAUAUGCAUUUUUUUGUGUGAAAAUGUUUUUUUUUAUUUUUGGUUUUAAGAUUUUGCUCAAGUGUUUUUCAUUCCUCUUUGUUUGUGCUGUUCUUGAUUGUUACACUUUAAUGCAAUAUAGAUCUAUUGUUAAGAACAAGUAUUUCAACCCUUACUGGACUGGUUUAAUUGAACUUAAAUUCAAUAUAGAUCUAUUGUUAAGAACAAAUAUUUCAACCCUUACUGGACUGGUUUAAUUGAACUUAAAUUCAAUAUAGAUCUAUUGUUAAGAACAAAUAUUUCAACCCUUACUGGACUGGUUUAAUUGAACUUAAAUGCAAUAUAGAUCUUUUGUUAAGAACAAAUAUUUCAACCCUUACUGGACUGGUUUAAUUGCACACAUACCAAAGAGCUCAGUUAUGCAGUGUUUUUGUGAGGGAUUUGAGUGGAGGCACUUUGAAAAAACCACAACCACCCACAGUAUAAAAUUUUGGAAGUCUAAAGGGCUUCUAGCCAAAUAAAUUGGUUUUUUUUUUCUAUGUAUGAACAAAAUAUAAUCCAUGAUAUGCAUAUUGUUUCUUUGAUACUGAAAUAAGAUAGCUUUAGUAUCAUCUCUCAAAUAAGUCAUUUUUGAAGUUUUUGGAAUUUUCAUCAAAUGCAAAUGACGCACUAAAUAUAUUUGCGAUUAUAAACAGAAUGUUAUUUGACAUUUAAAGGAUAUUAUUUGAUAAAUUUAAUGAUUAUCGUAAUUUUUUAUGUCAAUGGGACAGAUUAUUAUUAUUAAUAUUUUUUUAUUGAAAAAAAUGUAGAAAAUUUACAAUUCAUUCAUAAUUUGGAAAUUAUAUUUCAUGGAAUCCAUAUAAAGGGAAAAUUAUAUCAGCUUUUGUGUGAUAAUUAGCAUACUUUGUAAAAAAAAAACGAUGUGAUAUUUUGGCCUUGAGCAUCAUUGUAAAGGCAUUUAUUGUCAAUGGAUCUGGUGCAGUAAAAUUGGAACUGUUAAAUUUAUUAGUAAGUGUGCAGAGAUUAUAUAUUUUUGUGAUGUAUGCAUGGGUUCUUCUGUGAAUCAGAGGGCAUUUUAUGUGAAAGUAUAAAUGAUUUAAUAUAUUAUCAAUAAUAAUUAGACAUUAAGAACCCAAACAAACAUGAAAUAACUGCAUUUUCUCUCAGCAAGUUUUCAACACAAUAACAGACCACUUUUGACUGUAUAUACUGAUCAAAGAUACAUGGCCUUGUGGUCAUUAAACUUUUGAGUACGAUUGUUGUACUCAGACUCAGAAACCAACCAAUGAAAACACUGGAUUGAGUGUUUCAAGCACAAAUUUUGUAUUCGGAGUACUGAGUAAAUUUUUAUGACCGAGAGCCCAGGCUUAUAAUUUGGAAUGUAGAAUCACUGCUCAUAUAAAAAUAGUGUUUUUUUUAUACGAUUUAAAUGCCAAAACCUGCAACUUUUAUUGAUGAAUGAUAACACCUCUUUGUAAAUAUAUUUCAGUGUAUUGUUUUUACAUAUUUUUUUUAUGAACAAUAUUAUCAUAUAAUGUGGAGAUUAUAAACAUCUUUUUUUGUGGUAUAGAACAGCAUUAAGGGAGAAUGUAGAGAUAAUUAUACAACGUUGUAAUUUCCAAGUACUGUAAACCAACUUAUUUUUGAAACUUUCAUGAAUAGAAAAAUAAUGGUAAUGUAAACUGUAAAGACUACUAUAUAAAAUUGGGUCCUUCCCUUACAUUAAUACAUCAAGUCAUUAAGAACCCCCCCCCCUCCAAAAAAAAAAGCUGCAAUUAAUGUUGUCCAAAAAGGUUUUAACACAAAAUAAAGUAUUCAGGAAAAUAAGUUGGUUUUACAGUGUUGAUUAUUAAAAUGUAUAGUUACAUAAAUCUUUUGAUCAGAAAUCAUUAAUCUUUUCUUAAAUUUAGUUCAAAUUAGCUGACAGGCAAACAAAUAAUUCAAAACAAGGAUAAUAUUUUGUAAUAAAGAGAAAUUACAAAAAAUACUGUGUAUCUUGUUGUUUCAUCCAAAAUGCAUCAAUCUCCCCAACAACAUAAUUUGAAUAUAAGGAUUCAAAAAGAAAUAUAUGAUAUCAUCUAAAUACAUCAAUCUGUCCAACAACAUAUUUAAAUUUGAAGAAUCAAAUAGUAAUAUUACGUAUUCUUUACUGUUAGCAGUCAUCCACAAAUACACCAAACUUUCCUUAACUGUCUCCUGUCAGGUAAUUGUUCUGUUGCUGUGAAGAAUUCUUUAAGUAUAGGUUUUGUGCCAUGAUUACAGUUGUGACAAAAAAAUGCAAAAAUCUCUCAAACCUUACAAGCUUCAGAUUUAUACUCUUUAACAUUUAAAGUACAGAUGUUAACAAUUGUACUUGGUCUUCAAUAAUGAUCACUGGAUUUUUAUACGACCGCAAAAUUCUUAUAUUGAUAUGAUGUUGGCUUCGUCGGCGUCGUCUGAAGACACAUUGGUUUUUGCACUUUAACUUUAGUUAAAGUGAAUGGAUCUCUAUGAAAUUUUACCAUAAGGUUCAAUACCACAAAAGGAAGGUUUGGGAUUGAUUUUGGGGGUUAUGGUACCAACAGUUAAGGAAUUAGGGGCAAAAAAUAAGCAUUUUUGUAACUUCCAGACAUAACUUGUGUGUUAGUGUAUGGAUCUCUCUGAAAUUGUACUGCAAGGUACCAUACAACAAAGGAAAGGCUGGGAUUGAUUUUGGGGGUAAUUGCCUCAAAAUUUUAGGAAUUAGGGGCCAAAAAGGGGCCUAAAAACAAACAUUUUUCUAGUUUCCAGACAAUAACUUGUUUUCAAGUGUAUGGAUCUCUCUGAAAUUGUACUGCAAGGUACCAUACCACAAAGGGAAGGCUGGGAUUGAGUUUGGGAUUGAUGAAUCAUAAGGGGGUUCAAAAAAUUUGGGGGAGGGAUUUUUUUUUUUCUUUAAAAUUUUCCAUUUUAAAUUGGUUAUUUCUGAUUUAUACAUAAAAGCAAGUAACAAUGAUAUGGUUUGAAUAGGUAAAUUAAAAAAAAUUAAGUUCUUAGACCACAUUCAUUCUGUGUCAGAAACCUAUGCUGUGUCAAAUAUUUAAUUACAAUCCAAAUUCAGUGCUGUAUCAAGCUUGAAUGUUGUGUCCAUACUUGCCCCAACUGUUCAGGGUUCGACCUCUGCGGUCGUAUCAAGCUUUGCCCAGGGAGCAUUUUAUUCCUUUUGUUUUCUUGUACGUUUUCAGUAAAGAUCACUGGUUUUGUCCUUUUUUCCCAUUCUUGUAUGCUUCAAUUCAAUAUAAUCACAGACAAAAAAAUACAAAAUAGAAAAGUUUUAGAUAUUUGGGGAAAGUGUACUUUUAAAAUUUAUUUUUUUUAUCACUGUCUGUGAUUGAAGGAACUAUGCAUUACAAAAUGUACAUAAUUAGCAGUGUUGAAUUAUUUUCACUGCAUAUUUUUUUACAAAAUGCAAUUGUUGAAAAAUACCAUACCAUUACAGUUAAUGAUAACAUUAUGUUAAUUGAUAAGAUGGAUCAGAUUAUGGUACCAUACCAUUACAGAUGGGCAUAGGACAUUUGAGUGAAAAUAAAAAAUGCACAUAGGGUCAUUUGAGCGCCGACAUCAUAGGAAAUUUUAGCACCUGAAUAUUAGCAUUACCUAGAUUUUCAAAUAGGACGUUUGAGCGAAAUUUCCUGUGAUACUUUUAUAUGAAUUAAGAUAAAUUUUAAAAAGUAUAAGAAAAAAGAGUAAGUUUAUAAAAUAAGAAAUAUAUUUUAUUUGAUUUUACACCCCUACUUACCAAUCGAUUCUAUAAUUCAUUGGCUCUGCAAAUUUUUUUGUGUGCUACAUUUCUUAUAUUUAUAAGGUGAAAUAUCCCUUGGCACUUAAGAUCCUAAUACUAAUACAUGUACAUGUUAAAAUGGAUAUAAUUUUGACCGAGACUAACAAAGGAAAAAAGAUAUCAAUUUCAUGCCCGAACUGACUUGUAAAUAAUGCCAUUGUCAAGUUUUAAGUUUUAUGACAGUGCUUUGUUUUUUUACAAUUAAAAGAUUUUUUAAACUUUGAACGUUAUAAACUUCACAUUUUAUUAACUAUAUCCUAUUAGAAAUUCUACUUUCACCUCCCUGUGGUGAGCAGGGGUAAGAGAAUAUAUCUGGCGAAAGGAAGAGGUACUCCUUCAUUAUUUUUUUUGCUCAAAUGUCCUAAACUUUGGCGCUCAAACAUUCUUUUUUCAGCGCUCAAAUGUCCUGCCAUUUCGCUCAAAUAUCCAUUGCCAUUACAGAUAAUGAUAACAUUAUGUUAAUUGAGAAGAUGGGUCAGAUUAUGGUACCAUAUAUAGCUAAAGUGUGUUUGUUUGUUGGCAUGUGUUUGUAAAGUUUGCUUUAAAUUAAACCAUUUUGUAUGUAACUUACUGUUCUAUGUGAACAGUGUGUCAAAAAAUUCCUAUUUUGCUCUUCAUGUUGAAUAACUUUUUUUAUGAGUUGAAUCUAUUUAUUUAUUUUAGCUGUAUAAUAAAGUAUUCACAAAUA
Molecule: messenger RNA, 11225 nt
Organism: Mytilus californianus (California mussel)
Lineage: Eukaryota; Metazoa; Mollusca; Bivalvia; Mytilida; Mytilidae
Product: lysophospholipid acyltransferase 6-like
Exons: 12
Coding region: 120-1553 (477 amino acids)
Biological process (GO): lipid modification
Cellular component (GO): membrane
Molecular function (GO): acyltransferase activity
Source: RefSeq, a predicted model, not a curated record